GAUUUAAAAAAAAAAAAAAUCAAUUAUACGAGAUCGGAUCAAUUUGAACUUCUCGGAGAUGGAUCAAAGUGUCUUCCUUAAUUCCAACCCCAUAUAUAAUCACAUGUAGGCUCCAACUGUCUUCCCUAAUUCCAACCCCAUAUAUAAUCACAUGUAAGCUGUAACCUGCAGCCUGUAGCCAAUAGCUUAGGCAUCAUGUAAAGAUAAAUUGCUGAGUUUGAUUAAUAAUUUGGUGAUUAAAUGAACUGUUCCAACUUGCCUUGCCCUCACUGAGGUUUUGGUAUGAAAGAUAUUUUGUUCUGUCUGAUACCAGACCAAAACUACUUGGAACAUUUAAAACAGCAGACUUUAAUAACAUAGUAACUGAUUGAGCACUCAUUCAGGAUCAUGCAAAGGUAAUCUAGAGAGUUGUAAUCCUGACAGCAGCCCCCUUCUAGUUCCAUAUCAUUAAUCAUUUUGCUUUUAGUUGAAGUAUAUCUGCAGCCGAAGUAUCAUUGAUCAUAAUAUUAAAGUAUUUGAUCAUUCCAUGAACUGGCCAGCUUCUAACUGGGGACGAAACAGAUGCACAGAUCCUACUGCAUGCCUGCCGGGUGCUCCAAGCUUUUUGGAAAAGUUCUUGAAAGAUAUAGUAAUUCGGGACAAGAAACUGGUUAAUUUUUUGAACAGUAUUGCAAACCACAGGUAAAGAAUCAAUGAGCGACAGCUUGUGCAGGAUUCUUGGAAUGCACUACAAUCAUGAACUAAAAUGAAAACAAAGAAAAUUUUCAAGCUAAAGCUUCCCUAUUUGGAAAAACCCUAAUCUUCACACUAAGCAAGAUUUAUAAUCCAUUAAGCACGACUCUGACUGCUAAUUGGACAUCUGUUAUUGCUUUUGUAAAACACAAUAUUUCAGGUACUUAUCCCAUAGAUUUUCAAGAGAAAAAUGAAAAUAUUUACAAAUUAAAACUAAUUCAUUAUAUUUUAGGCAUAUCCUUUAGCAACAAGGCAAGAUUGUCGGAUUAGAUUUUUUAGUGAUAGAACUUUGAUUGAGAUCAUGUAUCAUCUCAAAUGUGAAAAUAUAUUUUUCAUGUUUUAAGACUUGAUUAGUUAUAGGUACUAGGCCUAUGAAAGCAAUACAAAUUAAGUAAUAGAAAUUAAACAACAUUUCUCUGGCGCACCCUCCGUAGAUCUUCUUCCAUCUCAAGUUGCUCGAUGGUGCAAAGCAAAACAGGUUUAACAGUAAUUGUUAUUGCAGAUAGGAGCAAAGCAAAACAAAGCAAAGCUGCCCCACAUCCUGAAAAUGGAACUAUAGUUGGCUGUCCACGAUUUGUAAGAAAAGUUGUGGCGACCAGAGACCCUGAAAUCUUAGAAAGCCAAUCUCCAUCACAAAUCGCCUAUUGUUCAUCGUCUUCAGCUUCUUCUUUGCGGGCUCAUUUUCCUUGUCAGCGGCAAAUGAAGGCUUUUUCCAAGCCUAAUGGUGGAAGGAAAGGUAUGGUUCAGAGGAGUGGAGGAGUUAAAUGUGAAGUUGCUCAAUCCGACGCGGCUUUGGAAGGUGAAAGAAUCGAUUCUUCUAAGGCUUCUGCACUCUCCGCACUUCAACAGCUCAAGACUUCCGCUGCUGACAGAUAUACAAAGGAAAGGAGCAGCAUUGUGGUUAUAGGGCUUAGUGUUCACACUGCACCUGUGGAGAUGCGUGAGAAACUUGCCAUUCCAGAAGCAGAAUGGCCACGAGCCAUUGGGGAGUUAUGUGGCUUGAAUCAUAUAGAAGAGGCUGCCGUCCUUAGCACCUGCAACAGGAUGGAAAUAUAUGUUGUUGCUCUCUCUCAGCAUCGUGGAGUCAAAGAAGUAACUGAAUGGAUGUCAAAGACUAGUGGAAUCCCAGUUUCAGAGAUUUGUGAGCACCGGUUUUUGUUGUACAACAAGGAUGCUACAAAGCACCUCUUUGAAGUAUCUGCUGGUCUUGACUCUCUUGUUCUUGGAGAAGGUCAAAUUCUUGCACAAGUUAAACAGGUUGUCAAAGUUGGGCAAGGUGUUGUUGGCUUUGGAAGGAACAUUAGUGGGCUGUUCAAGCAUGCAAUUACUGUUGGGAAGCGAGUUAGGACAGAGACUAACAUUGCAGCUGGAGCCGUUUCUGUUAGCUCUGCUGCUGUUGAACUGGCUUUGAUGAAGCUUCCUGAGUCCUCACAUGCUACUGCUAGAAUGUUGGUUAUUGGUGCAGGAAAGAUGGGAAAGCUUGUGAUCAAGCACUUGGUAGCAAAAGGUUGCACCAAGAUGGUGGUUGUUAACAGAAGUGAGGAGAAAGUUGCUGCAAUCCGUGAGGAGAUGAAAGGUGUUGAGAUUAUUUACAGACACCUUACAGACAUACUGGCUUGUGCAGCUGAAGCUGAUGUGGUCUUCACCAGUACAGCAUCAGAAACCCCAUUGUUUUUGAAAGAGCAUGUCAAGGAUCUCCCCCCUGCCAGUUCUGAAGUUGGUGGUUUGAGGCUCUUCAUUGAUAUCUCUGUUCCACGGAAUGUGGGAUCAUGUGUCACAGAUGUUGAUGGUGCACAAGUUUACAAUGUUGAUGACCUGAAGGAGGUUGUAGCUGCUAAUAAAGAGGACCGACUACGAAGAGCAAUGGAAGCUCAUGCCAUUAUUACUGAUGAAUCAAAACAGUUUGAAGCAUGGAGGGAUUCACUGGAAACAGUUCCUACCAUCAAGAAGUUGCGAGCCUAUGCAGAGAGAAUUAGAGUUGCAGAGUUAGAGAAAUGCUUAUCAAAGAUGGGAGAAGAUAUCUCAAAGAAAACAAGGAGGGCUGUGGACGAUCUCAGCCGUGGUAUUGUGAAUAAACUUCUCCAUGGUCCAAUGCAGCACCUGAGAUGUGAUGGUAGUGACAUUCGAACUCUGAAUGAGACCCUUGAGAACAUGCAUGCACUUAACAGAAUGUUUGACCUUGAGUCAGAUAUAUCUCUUUUUGAACAGAAAAUUCGAGCCAAGGUAGAACAAAGUCAAAAGUGAGCACCAAUAUGGAAUCUCUUACAUUACAAUAAAUUACACUUCCUCAAAAUGGAAUUAGAGAACUUCCUCACAUAGUCAUGAGUGUUGGUCUGCUGUAAUCAGGUAACUAAUCAAUUUGAGGUCCUUGUGGCGCAUCUUUCAAUUCAUUAAUUGGUGUAAGACACCAUAGCUUGACUCUCAUUUGGCUUCGCAUUCCUACAGCACGUUUGUUAGUGGUCUUUCGGCUUUGUAGCAUGCAGUAUGAGGCGAGCUUGAUUCGUGUAUCAAUUCAUCUGUAGAAUUUAUAUUAUCUAUGGGAACAAUAUUAAUCAUUGUAAUUCAUAUACUAAUUUUAAUAUAGAGCUGGAAUUUUCUGUAGAUGUAAAUAUUGGCAUUUUUUACUUAUUUUUCUUAAGUGAAAACCGGCAAUAUCAGGUUUGUGUUGGAUAGUUGUCCGCUUUGGCUGUACUAGCUGUGUGAUUGACUGGAA
Molecule: messenger RNA, 3445 nt
Organism: Durio zibethinus
Lineage: Eukaryota; Viridiplantae; Streptophyta; Magnoliopsida; Malvales; Malvaceae
Source: RefSeq, a predicted model, not a curated record